Molecule: messenger RNA, 3347 nt
Organism: Labrus mixtus (cuckoo wrasse)
Lineage: Eukaryota; Metazoa; Chordata; Actinopteri; Labriformes; Labridae
Gene: bub3
Product: BUB3 mitotic checkpoint protein
Exons: 7
Coding region: 163-1137 (324 amino acids)
Biological process (GO): mitotic spindle assembly checkpoint signaling
Cellular component (GO): bub1-bub3 complex; kinetochore; mitotic checkpoint complex
Molecular function (GO): ubiquitin binding
Source: RefSeq, a predicted model, not a curated record
GGUACGAGACGCGCUUUCAAUGGAAUUAGCCUCACGUAGCCACAUUGCUGUCUAGCAUAUUUCAUGUUAUACACUUAAUAUAUCACGGUGAACCGGGGGAAAAAAUACAAGUUCUGUUAAAGAAGAGAAUUCGUCGCACCUGAACGACUUCAAACCAAAAAGAUGACUGGAUCAAACGAGUACAAACUUAACCAGGGUCCAGAGGACAGCAUCUCAGCUGUCAAGUUCAGCCCCAGCACAACACAGUUCCUGCUGGUUUCCUCCUGGGACUGCACUGUCCGUCUGUUCGAUGUCGGAAGCAACACCAUGCGGAUGAAGUACCAGCACACAGCUCCAGUUCUUGAUUGUGCUUUUUAUGACCCAACACAUUCUUGGAGCGGAGGAUUGGAUGCACAAUUAAAAACUCAUGAUUUGAACACAGACCAAGAUACAAUAGUGGGAACACAUGACGCCCCCAUACGUUGUGUGGAAUACUGUCCAGAGGUUAAUGUCAUGGUAACUGGCAGCUGGGACAGAUCAGUUCGGCUGUGGGACCCAAGGACACCCUGCAACGCUGGCACCUUCACGCAGCCAGAAAAGGUGUAUACGUUAUCUGUGGCUGGAGAUAGACUGAUUGUUGGCACAGCAGGAAGACGCGUCCUAGUGUGGGAUCUGAGAAACAUGGGCUACGUUCAGCAAAGACGAGAGUCCAGUCUCAAGUAUCAGACUCGCUGCAUUCGAGCUUUCCCCAACAAACAGGGCUAUGUCUUGAGUUCAAUCGAGGGACGUGUUGCUGUGGAGUAUCUGGACCCGAGCCAGGAGGUUCAGAAGAAGAAGUAUGCCUUCAAGUGUCACAGGCUGAAAGAGGACGGAAUUGAGCAUGUUUACCCUGUCAAUGCCAUCUCAUUUCACAGUGUCCAUAACACCUUUGCCACAGGUGGCUCAGACGGCUUUGUGAACAUCUGGGACCCGUUCAACAAAAAGCGCCUGUGUCAGUUCCACAGAUACCCGACCAGCAUCGCCUCGCUGGCCUUCAAUAACGACGGCACCAUGCUCGCAAUCGCCUCCUCCUACAUGCAGGAGAAGGGAGACAUCAACCACCCAGAGGACGCCAUCUUCAUCCGUCAAGUCACAGAUGCCGAGACCAAGCCCAAGUGAGUCUCCCUCACCUCUUGUCCUCAGUUUAAUGACAGUUUGGUCUUCUCUGAAUCUGUGAGCAGCUGCAUUAACAAGGAGCACGUCCACCUACAGCAUAUGCUGAUCUCUAUCUCUGUCUGUCCACUUUUCAAUAUCCGACAGUUGAAAGAUGGACAGAUAAAAAAUUGAAAAUCCUCCCACCAUAUUUGCUGUGGUAAAUAUACACUCAGUGACCAGACAAAUGGAAAACCUGCCAGCACUGUAAUGUAGUACAUCACAAUAGUACCGAUGUAAACACAACAUUCUGUUAGCGGGUCAUUUCUUGGGUUCUUUGGCUACUUUUUUUUUUUUCUCCCAAGUUGUUUAUAAUACUUUGAAUGCUUGUUUAUAUCAUGGGGCUAACACCGUGUUUAAUAAAAGACAACAAAGUUUAAAUUCCAAUUUGCUUGUAUUUUUCUGCUCACUGUAGGUAUAAAACAACUGAAUCUCUAGAGCCUUGGGUAAUUAUCAUUUAAGCCCAGUUUUAAACAAAAAGAUGGCAUUUAAAGUUCAAGUCUGUACUAAUUGUCCUUUUUGAUACCUGUUUAUGGUUCAAUCUAUAAAGGGCAGGAUAUUGUUUAAAAAUGGCUUGGCUAUAACAAGUAGAGGAGAAUGUGACAUCAUCAAUUUGCUUUUUUAGUAUUGUGCAACCAAAAUCUAAAAGUUUAACUUCUAAACGUAUAACUAUAUUAUUUGUCCAAGCAAUGCAACAGAUAGUAAUAUUUGACAAGUUGGGAAAAGUUAUUGUUUGGAUUGUUAGUGAAACAAUGACUGACAUUUUGAAUAUCCGCAGAAAUAUUUGUGCCCCAGUUUAUUCUGUAUUCUAUAUGAACAACCUCAGUAUGGACAAAUUUAUGUUUUACCAGAAACUUUAAUAACACCAAAAUCUUAAAAUGUUGUACUCACUAUAAUGUAAACAUUACGACCCAAACAAAUGACUUGAGUGUUGAAUUUAUGUCUGAAAUAUUUUUAGAAAAAUCUGAAGAGAGAAAAGAGCACCGUCAACUCUCAUACUUCUGUCACAAGACUUCUCCCAUUUUUAUCAUCAAAAUGAAAUAAACUUUUUUCCUUAUGUCAAAAGUAUUUGCAAGGGAGUUUGAAGAGUUUGCAAUCUCCCAGCUUCAUUCAACAGUUUAUUCAAUCCAAGAAAACAGUCAGUUUUCAAUGUGAGGGACAUCACUUGUGUCUGGGAUUUCUCCUAAGUUGAUUGGCUCUGCUCUUUUCUGUCUUUGGUUUGCAGGUUCCCAAUGCUUAUGAAACCUUACAGAGCCCAUAUUAUGCCCUUUUUGGGGUUCGUAUAUUUAAUCUAUGUACCAACUAAAGUAUGUUCACAAUAGCUAAAGUUCUAAAAAAGUGUCUGUUUUCAUAUACUGCCGCUCCAUGCACCGGCUCGCUUCUGACUUUCUCUAAGGCUCUGAAGUGCCCACGGUCAGAGUCCCCACAUGUGCAAAGUCUGAUCUGAUUGGUCGGCCUGUCGGCUCUGCCGUAAUUGGUCAGUCGCUCAGCACGGUUCUGAAAUGUCCCGCCCCUUUUACCAUAUUGGGAAUGCAGCCACUUUGGCUCCGUCAGAGGGGAGCAAAAACCUUAGCACCUUAGCACUAUUGUGCUACCGCAGGCUGCGGCAUAUCAUGGGUGUGCUACAGAAGUUAAUGUGCAACAUGAGCUGCUGGGCUUGCCGCAACGAGCCAAUGGGCUUAAAUCAGUGAUAUCACACUGACAAGACGUCACACUGGCAAUUUUUUUUCCGAGGGGGGCUAGAACCGAGUGUUACAUGCAGCUAAUGCUGCAGUUAACAGGAGGACGUAGGAGAAGCUGCGUUAAGGCGGGCUUUGAAUUUUUGCAAAUAGAUGUGCCUAAACAUGCACAGGACACAUGGAAAACACACUAAAGAGCAUAUAAAACCAGAAAAAGCAUAAUAUGGGCCCUUUAACACAUUUUGGUUAUCUGCUGGCAUCCAGUGCAUCAUUACCACACGGUUUCCUUACAUCAAUUUCUUUUCAAUUACAGCACUUGUCCUUCUUGUAAGUCAUGUUUGUGAAAAGCUUUCUUCUCUUUUCUGGCUUUUGUGAAAUAUUUUGUUGUUAACUGUAUGUUCAACCAACUUCUUUACUAAAACUGGUUUUAUAUACACCUUUUUAAAUGUGUUUCUUGGUCCUUUUGGAGUUAUUAUUAAACUAUUUUUAUGAAAACUU